Messenger RNA from Carassius auratus (goldfish), 2236 nucleotides. RefSeq names its product G-protein coupled receptor family C group 5 member C-like. The record is from RefSeq and is a predicted model, not a curated record. Gene Ontology annotation, biological process: G protein-coupled receptor signaling pathway; visual perception. Gene Ontology annotation, cellular component: extracellular exosome; signaling receptor complex; plasma membrane. Gene Ontology annotation, molecular function: sevenless binding; G protein-coupled receptor activity; protein kinase activator activity. NCBI's taxonomy places the organism in Eukaryota, Metazoa, Chordata, Actinopteri, Cypriniformes, Cyprinidae. The transcript is spliced from 5 exons. The coding region runs from base 403 to 1677 and encodes 424 amino acids.
UCCUGUUUUUUUUCCAGGUAAUGAAAGCAGGCGCGCUCCCGACAGUGACAGCUAGAGCAGGAGAGCUCGAGAGGGACGUGCAAGCUCGUGCGCGCGCGAGAGAAACUGAGGGUUUGGGUCACAUAACUGGCUGCUGAAAGCUAUCAAAACUCGCCAAGUGUUUGCCCUCGACUAUCCUUGAAGCCUUUUGAAGGUUUGUUUGCCUGGAAUACAAAGGGAACAUUGUUUUAUUUUCUUUUUUGAGGGUUUGAAACCUCACCUCAGCUCUGUGGCACGUUGGCGUCGUGAUGUCUAACUUAUUUUCAUGCACUUGCUAGAACAGGUAAAUUGUGCUCAUAUACCAAAGAGUGACAGAGCAACGACACCGUGUCUACGUCUGGCUGUACAAGGUGCUGGGAAACCAUGGAUCACCUCACUUUCAAAUCCCAAUGUUUUCAUCAUCUGCUCUUCAUCAUUCUGUGUGUCUUUCCUGGAUCACUGGGCCAGACUUCAAUCCCCAGGGGCUGUGGAGAUAAUGUGGACUCCUUGUAUUUUAAACUCUGUGACCUGACAACAGUCUGGGGUGUUAUAGUGGAGUCAUUUGCAGCUGCUGGUUUGGUGGCCACCAUGAUUCUUCUGAUCGUGCUGCUAGCCAGCCUACCCUUCGUCACUGACAAGAAGUGGCGCAGUUCAUUAGGGCUUCACACAGGGUUCCUCAUCUUCACGUUUGGACUGUUCGCCCUCACGUUCGCCUUCAUCAUCGGGAACAACUUCGCCUCAUGCACGUCACGCCGCUUUCUGUUUGGUGUGCUGUUCGCUGGCUGCUUCUCUUGCCUUCUCAUGCAAGCUGUGAGGUUGAACAUACUGGCCAGGAGGAAUUCGGCGCCCAGAGGUUGGGUUUGGUGCUUGGGGGCUCUGGGGCUCUGGCUGGUUGAAGUUGUCAUCAACACAGAAUGGCUAAUCAUAACAAUUGUGCGAAUCCCAACUAAUGUCACUGGAAUUCUGGCUUCUGCUACUCCUGUUCCCUGUAUUAUUGAAAAACAGGAUUUUGUCAUGGCGCUCAUUUAUGUUCUAAAUCUACUAUUGGCGGUUGUGGUGGCAUCCUUACCCAUAUUGGCAGGUAAGCACAAGCAUUGGCGCAAAGAUGGAGCCCUCAUCCUGGUCACGGGACUGUUUUCGGUGGGCAUCUGGGUGGCGUGGAUUGUCAUGUAUGUGUAUGGGAACGCAAAGAACGGUGGGUCGACUUGGGACGAUCCCACAUUGGCAAUAGCAUUGGUUUCAAACGCAUGGGUGUUUCUGCUACUCCACACGGUGCCAGCGGUGUGUAGCCUGAGUGAGGAAGAUGAAGAUGCAGCUGUUGGGGAAAAUCUGUUCCCCAGCGGAGGGUACGAGGACAUUUUGAAGGAGCAAAGUACACAUAUGGAAAAUAAGGCCUUCUCUAUGGACGAGCGCAAUGCAGGUAAUACGCCUGUGUCCCCAUACAGCGACUAUAACGGCCAACACCGAAGUUGCGUUUACCAACCGACAGAACUGGCCAUCAUCACCAAAGGAAUAAACAAACAAAAGAUGGAUUCAUAUGACAAUAUAAUUCCACGAGCAUCCACACGAGCCCAGAACGGCCAGACCAGCCCCUCCGCACAACCUGAUGACAUGAGACAAAUAUAUACAAAUGGAAAUUACAUCAGAAGACCCCAGUGAUCAGCUCACCUAAACUAGUUUUUAUUUAUGUUUAUUUUUUUCUGGUGUUUCUAAAUUAAGAUUUGUGAUUCUGUUUUUCUUUUCAUCGCUGUGCUCGACCGCAUAGACAGACUUCUGUGAACUCAGACUGAAUUACCAACUAAUAGUUGGUUUGCUCCACUGAAAGCCAAUGUAUUGGGUUAUCUCAACUUUAAUGAACAGCAGAAGAUGUUGUACAGUAUGGCUUGGUUGUGCAUUGGGCACAUUAAAAAGAUCAGUUGUAAAAAUUAUUGUAUAGACUACUGCAAUGCUACCAAUUGUGUUUACUAAGAAACACAGAUAAAUGAUGGUUUUCUGUCACUUUUCCUAUAUAAUGAGUUUUGAAAAGCUGCUUCUGUAUACUUAGGUGUAGCAACACCAUACAUAUGCAUAAGCUUGAAAUUACAUGUAUAAAAUGCGCAAUCACAAUCAUUUUGGUGCAGCAGCAAGACUGAUUAUUUCAUUAUUUUCCCAAGUGUGUAUUUAUUGUGACUGUAAAUUAGAAUUAAACUCAAGCUGAACAGAAUACCUUUUCAAACCA